AUGUAUACCAACUGCUCGACCACUAUAUGGAAUGUUCACUGUACUUGUCCAUCAUUCUCUCCAUACACGCUGUCCAACGACGAGAAGGUGUUAUCAUCGGUAAAACUGAUCCAAUCGUUUAGUGGCGUAACCAAGUGCGAGGUGGACGACAUAUACCGGUUCACAUUGACCGUGCGCAAAAACUACCGCGCCGUGCCCUAUCACAAUUGGACACAUGGGUAUAGCGUGGCCCAGACUAUAUACCGGCUAACGUGGGAGUGUGAUCAUUUUUGUCCCCUGGAAAAGUUCUCAUUUUUUGUGGCGGGCCUGUGCCACGAUCUAGAUCAUCGGGGCACUAAUAAUCAGUUCUUAGUCACUUCUUGCGCAUCAUUGGCCGCCCUGUACUCCACCAGCCCUCUAGAGUAUCAUCAUUUCAAUCAAACAGUGUCUAUACUCCAGCAAAACGGAAUGAAUAUAUUGAAAAACAUGUCGUCGGAGGACUACAAGACAGUGUUGGCCAACAUUAAGCACUACAUAUUGGCCACAGAUAUGGCCAAGUUUUUUGGCACAAGCAAAAAGCUAAACACACAGGCUACUAAUGGCACGUUUAACUGGGCCAACCCUGAGCAUAAAUUACUGCUGUCAUCGUUGGCAAUGAAUGGGGCGGACCUGAACUCAACGGCGCUGCCCUGGGCGGAGGCGCGGCUAAAGACCAAGGAGCUUUUUGACGAGUUUUACGCCAUGGGUGAUAGUGAGAGACAGGCGGGUCGGGAGCCCAUAGCGCUAAUGGAUAGGCUUAAACUCGACGAACAGCCCCGCACUCAAGUCGAGUUCCUCGAGAACGUGUCCAUACCGUGUCUAAAGUUGGUCAAUCAGUUUUUGCCUGAGGCCCAACCCUACCUUGAUCACUCGUUUGAAAACCUAGAUCAUUGGCGUGAAUUAAUGAAGGAGUCAGAGAAAAAGCGAGCUUGUUUGAUCAGGAUGAAUGCUGAGGACAUGGAGAGCCCGGUGUCUAUGCCAAAGAUUGGAGGAGUCGAGAAGGCCAAGUCAUUUAGGCUGUAAAUUCAUUAUUAUGAAUAUAUUUCAUUAUGGUUUG
Medioppia subpectinata is the source of this 1075-nucleotide messenger RNA. The record is from the annotation of a GenBank genome assembly. NCBI's taxonomy places the organism in Eukaryota, Metazoa, Arthropoda, Arachnida, Sarcoptiformes, Oppiidae.